AUGGAUUUAGACUCGAAUUCUGAUGCUGUAUUUAUAUUUGUAAUAUUUAUUUCAAUGAAAUCUAAGAAGUUAUUUUCUCACUCUCCCCCAUUCCGUGAGUGAAUAAAAAAAAUUUUGUUUACUCACGGAGCGGGGUUAUUUUUUUUUUUAAAACAAUUUAUAUAUAAAUUUUAUAAUUUUUCGUAAUUUUAAAAAAAAAAACUUCUUUGCAAAAAUUGAAAAGCAAAUAUUAAUUUAAUUUAUAAAAUCUAUGUUUUAAAACGCAAUUUGUUUAAAAUUAAAUAGAAUUAGCUUGAGAUUUCAUUAUACUAAUUAUCACUUAUAUAUUCAAAUUUUUUUUCAUAAAAAUUUUUUCGAUUACAAAAAUUUUUGUUUACUCACGGGUGCAGGUCAAAUAACUUUGCCUUUUUGAUAGUAUCCAUUUCACCGAAAAAUUUUUGGCCGAAAAUUUUUGAUAGUGAGACAUUUGACCGAAAAAAACCGUUAAUUUUCAGCCAAAUGUCCGCACUAUCAAAAAUUUUCGACCAAAUGGAUUUCUAUGAAAUGUACACUGUCAAAAAUCCACGAUCAUUUGACAUGGAGCCUUUACUCACGGAGGGUGGGCUUUUGGGUAAAAAAUAGGGAUUUUUCCAAUGGUUUUGUUCACUCACGGAGGGGGGGGGAGUCAGAUUGAAUUUUUGAAUUUAUUCAAAUGUAAAGUUCCUUUUUUGGAGUUUAAGAUUUUAUGUGAUCGUAAUUCUAUUGAAUUUAGGGGUAUAAGAAACUCACGCUUUUUCUUGCCUGGCUCGUUAUUAUCAGGCAAUUUAUUAGUACGGAAAUGCCAUAAAGGAUCCAAAGAAGUUUGCUCAUUAGUUGGAAUCUUAGUGGGUAGUGAACAUUUUUGAUUCGCCAGGGUUGAAUUUUCAGGUUUGAAUAUUUCGGUUAAAUGCCAUUUGAUCAGAACAAAUUUGGUAGGAAGAUAG
Messenger RNA from Blepharisma stoltei, 962 nucleotides. Lineage: Eukaryota; Ciliophora; Heterotrichea; Heterotrichida; Blepharismidae. The record is from the annotation of a GenBank genome assembly.